CUAGGUAUCUCGUAGUUUAUGAUUUUGCCGCAUGAGCAGGAAUUUGCGGCUGCGUUUCCUAACCUCUUCUAACCUCGUUCAGCGGGUGAUUACAUUCGACGUACUUCGGCGUUUGACAUAUGCUACCAUCGUCAGAAUGGUCCUCUUGGAGAACGACGCGUUCUUAGCGGAGUUAACCAAACUCUUUGACAAGUCGCGUUUCUCGGGCGCGGUAUCGCUCACCAUUAAAAGAUUCAAUGGAUAUAACAAGCCGGUGCCUAGGAAAGGCAGACCUCCUUUACCAAAUCCUACAGAGUACCUUUGCCUAGUCCGAGCAUCGCUUCGUAGUAAAAAAAUCUCUACUGUUAUUCAUUCCAAGGAUGUAAACAAGUUCCAACAGGCAUAUUGGAAUCUCUUGAAGACAAAUAUAAGUGGGUUGAAGAAGCUCAAGAAGGCGAAAUCAGCAAAGCCGAAGGUUCACUGACCCAGUAAGGGUUAACUGCAUAGCAGGUGGUUAUUUCUUUGUUAUUAAAACUUUCAUACUGUGCGUGUGUUCGCCAUAUAUUUGUCGACAUCUGUAUAAGCCAACAAGGAAGACAAGUUUUAUGCAGCAUUUUGUAUAGACUGAUGUAUAAAAAGUUAAUACUAAUAAUAUUGUUAUGAAAGUAUACACACAUAUGCAAAUACUAAUAUAUAAUCGUGCACAUUUCCGUAAAUUUAUACAAUGAUGAUAAAAGCAGUGCGGAAUUAUUAUUAUUAUUACUACUAUUAUUAUUAUUAUUAUUAAGAAUCCGAGCCAGAUGAUCGGAAUAAACUGUUUGGUUAUUGGUAACACAAAAUUAACAUAAUAAGCACUAUAUAUCAAUGACCUACGAUAUAAAAUGUAAGAGAGAAUACCUUGGUGUUAUUAUAUUAAAAAUUUUUAUUUAAAUAACUUGAUGUUUAAAAAUAAAAAUGGUAAGAUUAUGGAAAA
Solenopsis invicta (red fire ant) is the source of this 952-nucleotide messenger RNA. It is a transcript of the gene Srp14, whose product is annotated as signal recognition particle 14 kDa protein. Lineage: Eukaryota; Metazoa; Arthropoda; Insecta; Hymenoptera; Formicidae. Gene Ontology annotation, cellular component: signal recognition particle, endoplasmic reticulum targeting. The transcript has 4 exons. Bases 32 to 463 code for a protein of 143 amino acids. Gene Ontology annotation, biological process: SRP-dependent cotranslational protein targeting to membrane. Gene Ontology annotation, molecular function: 7S RNA binding; endoplasmic reticulum signal sequence receptor activity. The record is from RefSeq and is a predicted model, not a curated record.